Molecule: messenger RNA, 1431 nt
Organism: Jaminaea rosea
Lineage: Eukaryota; Fungi; Basidiomycota; Exobasidiomycetes; Microstromatales
Product: WH1-domain-containing protein
Exons: 4
Coding region: 1-1431 (476 amino acids)
Biological process (GO): actin filament organization
Molecular function (GO): actin binding
Source: RefSeq, a predicted model, not a curated record
AUGCCUACCUCGUCAACGAUUACCUCCUCGUCCAAGUCCAAAAUCAAGUCGGCCCUCCCCUCGUCAACCUACAAGAUCCUGACAGCCACCGUCGCAAGAGUCUAUGUUGCUCAUCCGGACCCCAGUUCAUGGAGCUACACGGGCAUUGAGGGUGGGCUGGCCUUUGUGAAGCUGCUGAGUACGGGAGGCACUGGGUUCCGAUGUGUCGAUCUCAAGGGCACUCGCGGCGUCAUCUGGGACCAUGAUCUCUACGACGGGCUAGUCUACAAUCAAGAUCGCAGCUUCUUCCACACCUUCGAGGGGGACGACUAUCUCAUCGGCUUCUCCUUCGCAGACGAGGGCGAGGCAAAUGACUUUGUCAAGAAGGUCAAUGCUCGAGCCAAGUACUCCAAGCCAUCAUCUUCAAAGUCCACAGCAGCGGCUGCUGCCUCGUCUUCCGGCAAGAAGAAGAAGAAAGGCGGACCCAUCGAUAAAUCGAUGAUCUCAUCCCCGUCGUCCUUCCAACAUGUGGCUCACAUGGGCUACACGAACGAGUCUGGCUUCUCAUCCCGCAACGUCGACCCAAGCUGGGCGGCUCUGCUCGAAAAGUUGGGCAGUAUGGGCGUAAGCGAGAAGGACAUAGCGAAGAACGAGGGCUUUAUUCGGGACUUUGUUGGAGCGAGAGGUGGGCCUGGUAAGACAGGCGCUACUGCUGGCGGCAAGACAAAGAAGACUCCCCCACCUGCGCCUGUACGGGGUGCAAGGAAGCAGCCACCUCCUCCGCCUGCGCCGAGGGUCAGGCCGGCCAGUACUGCGUCAGCGCCUCCUGCUCCGCCUGCUCCUGCUCCUCCGCCGGCGCCACCUGCGCGAGGAGGAGCCUCCGUCCCACCACCACCUCCUCCCCCGCCCGCGAGGCCAACAUCAACCUCUGCAGCGUCCGCCCCACCACCGCCACCUCCAGCACGAGGCGGAGGCUCCGCAGCCCCGCCUCCGCCACCACCACCUCCAAGUCGUCCUGCAGCAGGAGGAGCAGCUGCACCGCCGCCACCACCACCUCCCCCUGCGCGUGGAGGAGGUGCCGCUCCUCCUCCUCCGCCUCCUCCUCCACCAGGCGGAGCGCCGCCGGCAGCAAUGCCUGCCCCGCAAGAGGGACGUGGCGCGCUGCUCGCCUCAAUUCAAGGUGCUGGGAUCCAUCAGCUGCGAAAGACGGAAGAUGGGGGCGCCUCUUCCACUCCCUCACGCUCCACUUCUGCAGCUUACGGCGCAGCUGGCGGAGCUGCUGCUGGAGGAGCGAUGGCUGCCGCGACAGGUGGUGAUGAUUCGAUGGAUACGAGUGAGGGAGGAGCUGGAGGUGGAGACUUGGCUAGCGCUCUCGCGGCUGCGCUUACGCAGCGUAAGGGCAAUAUGGGCGGGGAUGAUAGUGAUGAAGAGGAGAGUGAGGAGGAGUGGUAG